AGGAAUGUGCGUGUGAGGAGUCCAGAGGGGUGUUCCCUAGGGUUGUCAGCGUGGGAUGGCCCUCCGGGCAGCGGUCACGGCGGAGACUAGCGCCCAGCGACCGUCAGCCUCCUUUCCUGAUGGGGAAACAGCUGGAAUCAUCUGUCAGAGGCCCUGUGUUUGCAGACCUCCGCCCGUUUCCUACACAUACAGAAGACUCUACUCCUGUCCUUCUAAGUGUUAUCAAAUUGAGCGAGCUCAUGGGUGGGACACAGGAGAGCAAAUUGCCACAGAUAAGUCCACAAUCCACACAGCCAACCACUCACCCUGCCCUCCGCCUAGUAACAGCCUGGGACUGCAAGACAGGGACACCCAUUGGAACCCUGCUGUUGCAGCAGGAAGGACAGGCACCUGCAAUGGAAGCAGGACGGCAGUACUAUGAUCUUCUAGUGAUCGGAGGGGGAUCUGGCGGGCUGGCCUGUGCCAAGGAAGCUGCUCAACUUGGAAAGAAGGUGGCAGUGCUAGACUAUGUGGACCCUUCCCCUCGAGGCACCAGGUGGGGCCUCGGCGGCACCUGUGUGAAUGUUGGCUGCAUCCCCAAGAAGCUGAUGCAUCAGGCAGCACUGCUGGGUGGCAUGAUCCGAGACGCCCCCUACUAUGGCUGGGAGGUGGCCCAGCCUGUUUGGCAUGACUGGAGAAAAAUGGCAGAAGCUGUUCAAAACCAUGUGAAAUCUCUGAACUGGGGACACCGGGUCCAGCUGCAGGAUAGAAAAGUCAAGUACUUUAACAUCAAAGCCAGCUUUGUCAAUGAGCACACGGUUUGUGGUGUUGCAAAAGAUGGGAAAGAGACUCUGCUUUCAGCUGAGCAUAUCGUCGUUGCUACUGGAGGGCGGCCAAGGUACCCUACACAUAUCGCAGGUGCCUUGGAAUAUGGAAUUACAAGUGAUGACAUCUUCUGGCUGAAGGAGUCCCCUGGCAAAACGUUGGUGGUUGGGGCCAGCUACGUGGCCCUGGAGUGCGCCGGCUUCCUCACAGGAAUUGGCCUGGACACCACCAUCAUGAUGCGCAGCAUCCCCCUCCGGGGCUUCGAUCAGCAAAUGUCUUCCUUAGUCACGGAAUACAUGGAAUCUCAUGGCACCCGGUUCCUGAGGGGCUGCACUCCCUCAAGUGUGGGGAGGCUCCCGGAUGGCCAGCUCCAGGUCACCUGGAAGGACCAUGCCUCUGGCAAGGAGGACAAGGGCACCUUCGACACUGUCCUUUGGGCCAUAGGUCGAGUUCCAGAAACCAGAAGUCUGAAUUUGGAGAAGGCGGGAGUAAAAACAAACCCUGAUAGUCAUAAGAUCCUGGUUGAUGCCCAGGAAGCCACAUGUGUCCCUCACAUCUAUGCCAUCGGAGAUGUGGCGGAGGGGCGGCCUGAACUGACACCCACAGCUAUAAUGGCCGGGAAGCUCUUGGCCCAGCGGCUCUGUGGUCAGUCCUCAGACCUGAUGGAUUACGACAAUGUCCCCACAACUGUCUUUACCCCUUUGGAAUAUGGCUGUGUGGGGCUGUCAGAGGAGGAGGCUGUGGCUUGCCAUGGAGAGGAGCAUGUGGAGGUUUACCACGCAUAUUACAAACCACUGGAGUUCACAGUGGCUGAAAGGGAUGCAUCCCAGUGCUAUAUAAAGAUGGUGUGUCUUCGAGAGCCUCCGCAGCUGGUGCUGGGCCUGCACUUCCUUGGCCCCAGUGCAGGAGAAGUUACUCAAGGAUUUGCUCUGGGGAUCAAGUGUGGGGCCUCCUAUGCACAGGUAAUGCGGACAGUGGGCAUCCAUCCCACCUGUGCUGAGGAGGUGGCCAAGCUGCGCAUCUCCAAGCGCUCAGGCCUGGACCCCACCAUAACAGGCUGCUGAGGGUAAGCCACCAUCCCUGCCAGGCCCAGAGCACAAGGCACACCUGCCACCACCCACAGCCUGGCUCUUCGGAGGCUGGGAUCCAGGAUACUGGAGGCCAAAUCUGGGCAAGCUUUGCCCCUAACUGGACGGCUCCUGCCUGGAGGGCCCCUGAGGUAGCCAGCGUGGGGCAGCGUGUAUGGACGGAUUGCCUGUGUGCCCUGCAGGGAUGGCUUCUGGGAGCUGCUAGCCCCUACACCUGCAUUUUGAAUCCUUUCCUGCCUGGGCUGGCCUUGCCAGCCCCAAAUGCCAGAUGAUGACGACCUGUGCAGAAACCCACCCUAUGGGCUGCUCACGUCCGAGCCCCCCUGGUAUUUUCUGGAGUUAUAAAUAAAGAGGAUAUUUCCCCUAAAGUCUGUUCUGUGUAUGGUGUCCCCAUCUUGUCCCCCAGAAUGAUGGAUAGGUAUAGGGACUGCUACCCAGACCAGCAUCCUGUCAGUCCAUCUCUGUCAUUUAGGGACCUGGGGUCCCUGUGUACCUUGUCUUCAGCUGCUGUGCUUUGAGGUGUCCCACCUCCUCCUGGUGCAGGGAGUGGGCUGCCCAAAGACCCCAGGGAUCCUUCCUGAGAACUUCAGCUUGGAUCUCUGCACCUUGCAGAAUGGAGAGUGGCCAGGCUCCCAGCAGGUGUUCCAAGGGCUUUAUUCCAGAGCAGCUUGCCAGCGGUGUGGCCCAGUAACAGGACUUGGCAGAGGUGUCGGAGGCUUUCUGUCCCCUGAAUAUCAGGUACCCCACUUUAUUUCCAUUGUGACCCUCCCAGUCAGUUUGUCAGCUGUGCUCAGGCUAAUCCUGAACAUUGAGACUUGAUGGGCCAGGGAGCUCCCGGGGGCACCCACCACACCUGUCAGUCACCUCACAGAGAGACAGCACUGACAGUGACGGGCAGGGCCAGGCAUUGUGCUGGAGCUUUAGCAGCGGUUAAUCUCAUGUCUUCCUUAAGAAAACAUCACUUAGUCUGCCGCCCGGGAGCCCUGGAUGGGACCCUGCUUGUCAGCUAACAAAGGAAUGUGUUUGCACCUUAAUGGGCCUACUGGAGCCUCAGAGGCUUGCUUGCUUGGUGUGAAGCGUGUGCAGGAGCUCUCAGACACCUAAUUAAGAUGCCAAGUGCCAGGCUAGGCCGGGUCCUCUUAACAAGUGCAGUGAGAGCUCAGCCGUAUCCCAUUUAACGCACGGCUGGUGGCACACCCUGGCCUCCAAUCUUGCAGGGCGGGCUUACCUCCACACUGGGUGUUCCCCUAGCUGAGAGGCAAAGUCGAGGUCUGCUGAGGUCAGUGAACAGACCGGGGUCCCUGGGGGCAACUUAGUAGGUGCCUCUGGCCAGGGGCCUGCAGAUCCCUCAAAACUGAAUUUGCCCCUGUUGUGGGACAAAAGAGAAACUUCAAAUGGCCCUGUUGCUUUGUGUGACAAUAGAAAUGAUGUAGCCUGUGUGGAGGUCCUCAGUACACACUGGGCAGUCUGAUCACCCUGCUGGCCAGGAGUGCCACCCACAUGCCUGUUUUCCCACAGGCCCCUCCAGGUGGAAUUUUUACAUGCCCAUUUCCCCAGAAGGACUUUGCCCUGGCAUACUUGCUGUGUCUGUGACAUCUGCUUUCUCUAUGCUGUAUCUGGCCAUUCCAGCAGCUUGUACCAUCACCUGGGUGAGAACAAAGAAUCUGAGGUGCAGGUGUCACCAGUCUCACCAAUCUGUUGUGUGGGUGCUCAGUACAGCUCUUAGGGAUGCCACUCAUGUGGCAUUAAGUCUCUACAGCCCCCUAUCCCAGAAGCUUCAGCCCACUAGCUGGGCUCAUACCCUCCCUCACCUCCCUCACCCCCCCACCAGUAAACAGUGGGCAGGGCCCUGAUGCAACUCACAAGUAGUUAGUGUUCAGAAAAAGCCUGCCACAAAGAGCCUGGACCUGGCAAAUGCAUCAACCAGUCAACCCAUGGGGUCUUGUGUUGUCAGUAGAGCUUGCCUGGCCAUGGGGCCCAAUGCCCUGGAUAUCCACUUUCCUUGGGCCUCCAAUCCAGAAUUCAGGGCAGGACAGCUGUGUUCUUGGUUCUCAGGCCUGAGCAAGAGUGUGGGGAGUAGGACAGAGUGCUGGGCUGAAACAGUUUCUGUCCUGUGUACCCCUCAAGUCUGCCAGCUCAGGCUUGCUGUGUGAUCUGAGGUCCUUUCUCUGGGCCCACCCCUGCCCUGUCCUUUCCUCCCAGGGAGCUUGGGGAGGGGCCGCAGCACCAGAGGCCAGGUGCUCUCCCCUUGGCCCCAGGGCCGCCUUACCGCCGCCUUUGCAUGUUUUUAUGGUGCAAUGAAAAUAUGAUUUUAAUUCCUCAGAUUGUUCUGUGUAACCUACAAUUACCCCCGGCAACGUCCUGCACACUUCUGCUUUUGACUCCAGAUUGUGCAACGACAUGGGAAGGAGGGGGGCUGUUUAGGGGACAACUACCUCCUCUGCCUCAUCUUCUACUCUGAAGUGGGGCGGGUUUUCCUCCAGCCAGCCAUCACCCCUAUCCCUCCCCAGCCCAUGAGGUCCUGUCCCCGAAAGUCCUGAGGCCGCCUGGGAGGUGGACACAGAGGAGUGACAAGCUAUGAUUGAGGACUGGACCAAAGAUCAAAGGAGCACAUGGGAGGAGCAGAGACCCAACUCAGGAAGGGUCUGGAACAGGAGGAACAGAGUGGGCAUCAGGCCUGGGAGGCAGUGCGGUACUCAACCUGCAGUCCACCUCCAAACCCUCCACAGAUCUCUGGUUGCUCCCUCAGCAUCCUCAAACCUGCUGGGAACCCCAGCUUUGCUUGACAGGGAGCAGGGAACACCUGUCCCCUCCCCCACCUGCCUCAGCCAUGUUUUCUCGUGGCCAGGGAGACCUGGCUGAGGAAGUGACUACUGUCAGAGGCAGA
Molecule: messenger RNA, 4779 nt
Organism: Talpa occidentalis (Iberian mole)
Lineage: Eukaryota; Metazoa; Chordata; Mammalia; Eulipotyphla; Talpidae
Gene: TXNRD2
Product: thioredoxin reductase 2
Exons: 19
Coding region: 120-1868 (582 amino acids)
Biological process (GO): cell redox homeostasis; cellular response to oxidative stress; glutathione metabolic process
Cellular component (GO): cytosol; mitochondrion
Molecular function (GO): glutathione-disulfide reductase (NADPH) activity; thioredoxin-disulfide reductase (NADPH) activity; flavin adenine dinucleotide binding
Source: RefSeq, a predicted model, not a curated record